Messenger RNA from Helianthus annuus (common sunflower), 1521 nucleotides. RefSeq lists its product as uncharacterized. NCBI's taxonomy places the organism in Eukaryota, Viridiplantae, Streptophyta, Magnoliopsida, Asterales, Asteraceae. Bases 1 to 1521 code for a protein of 506 amino acids. The record is from RefSeq and is a predicted model, not a curated record. The transcript has 2 exons.
AUGAAGAAAAGGGAAGUGAAUGCGGUGCAAUACGCCGUAUGUGAAGAAUGCAGAGACAUUGGUCACCGGACUGAGAAUUGUCAAGCCACCGUAGAGGUAAAUCAAGUGUAUGGGGACCGAAGGCAAUAUGAUAUGAACUCCAACACUUACCACCCCGGGUUGAGGAACCAUCCUAACUUUAGGUAUGGUAAUACCCCCAACCAAAUAAACCCGAAUUUUCAAUCGGGGAAUCAAGGUGGGUAUUCGCACCAAACUCGCCAAAGAAGUUACAAUCAAGAUGGUCACGGGUCGACGAAUAAUCAAGGAGGUGGUAGUGAUUUGAGUGCCAAAAUGGAUGCAAUGCUUUCAAUGAUGCAAGAGUCCAAGAAGGAGAACGAAAUUCGGGACAAAUCGCAUGAAGCAUUAGCAAAACAAGUGGGCCAACUUGCGGAGGAAAUGGCACAAAUGAGGGGGAGCAUGGGAAAGCUCCCAAGUGACACCACGGUGAACCCUAAGCAUCAAAGCUCAAGCACAGGCAAUGUAAGGAAUGUACACAUUAGCGCGGUAAGUAUUCUUUCAAAUGAUGAUGUUUGUAGUAGUGUUGAAAGCAUUCCACCACCACAAUGCGUUGAUGGUGUAGUGGGAAAUACUAGAGAUGAGUUGGAAAUUGAGGAACGGUACCCACCGAAGGACGAGAGGUGGGAAAAUUUUAAACAAGCAAAAAUUAAUUUACCGUUACUCGAUGACAUUAAAAAGGUUCCGGCCCAUGUGGAAUGCUUGAAGGAGUUAAGCAUCGAAAAACGGCACAACAAAUUACCCGAACCGGUUGAUUUGAUAUCUCAUGUUAGUGUCAUUUUAUCGAGUGCGCUCCCCCAAAAAGUUCAAGAUCCGGGAGAUCCUCUUAUUCCAAUUCAAAUUGGAGCAUUUAAAAUCGAGAGGGCGCUCCUCGAUCUUGGAGCUUGUGUGAGCAUCUUGCCCGGGAGUUUGUAUGACCAAUACGAUUUUGGUCCAUUGAAAAAGUUUGAUACUCCCGUGGUAUUGGCCGAUCAGACUCCCACGCAUCCAAGGGGGAUGGUGGAAGAUGUGAUUGUGAAGGUGGAAGAUUGCUAUUACCCAGUGGACUUUUUGGUAGUAGACUAUGUUGGGUGUGUUGAGGACACCCAGCCGAUAGUCAUACUGGGUAGACCGUUCCUCGCAACUGCUAAUGCCAUAAUAAAUUGUGCAACGGGAACGGUGAGCAUGAAGUUUGGGGACCGGGAAUUAAAUUUAAAUAAUUUUCCAAAAUUUACUAGCCCACUCGGUGAGGAUACGUGUCCCAAGAAGGACAUGAAUCCAAACAAAAAGGUAUGUGCUAUGGUUGGUAGGUUUGGAGAACCAAAGAAGAAACCGGUCAAGAAGAAGAAGGCGAAGAAGUCGCCUCAAGAAAAGAAGAAGGAAGAGGAAGUGAGGAAGUUUGGACCGUUUGGCAACAAAUGGUAUGAAUCACCGGUGGGUGAUUUCGAGGAGUUUGUAGGCGGCAAACAUGCCAUUCGACCACCAUGA